UUGUGUGAGAUACCUGUCAUUUGAAUAGUUGCACCAUGGCCACAACAUGCAUCUCAAAGCAAGCAUUCUGGCCUUUUUCCAGGCAGUCCUUUCCCCACCCUCUCCACUUUGUGAAGUGAACUAACCGGAAGAAAAGUUAGAGGAGGUCAGCCAAUAGCUUUUUCUCUUCCUUCAAUGAUCAAGUUCUGGAGUUGAGCUCUAAAAUGGCACUGUGGAUUGCUAUAAGAUCAGGUUCUUUCUGCACUAUGUGAGUUGAGAUCCUUCAAAGAUGUUCCUUGAGAAGUUGAGGGCCUUAAACCAUUUCUGCUUCAUCAUGAAAGGUACCUUGCAAUGAUUAUCCAAUGGCAAAAUGGAAGAGUUGGUUUGAUCGUGUGAAGAAGCUCCUCAGCUUUGAGACCAAAUCAAAACCAGAGAGGAGGGGGAGGAGAAGAAGAUUGCUUUUUGGAAGGCUCAAAUCCAGAUGCCCACCUGUUCUUCCAGCUUCAUCAUCACUGAAGGCAACAUCACUCAGAGAAGUAGAAGAAGAGCAGAGCAAGCAUGCAUUGGCUGUUGCUGUUGCAACUGCAGCAGCUGCUGAGGCUGCUGCUGCUGCUGCUCAGGCAGCUGCCGAGGUUGUCCGACUCACAGGAACUCCAUCUUAUCAUAGAAGUCGACAAAUUGCAGCCAUCAAAAUUCAGACCGCCUUCCGUGGAUAUCUCGCAAGGAGAGCUUUAAGAGCACUGAAGGGCCUGGUUAGGCUUCAAGCUCUGGUCCGUGGUCAAGCAGUGAGGCGUAAGACAGCCAUUACUCUCAGAGGUUUGCAGUCUCUUAUGAGGAUUCAGUUACUGACCUGUGCUAGUAGAGUGAGGAUCACCGAGGAUCAUCAGGCUUGUGAUGGCAAAGACCUUGUCCAUAGGAAACCAAAGGAUACUGAAGAUAUAAAAACAAUGCUUCAAGAAAGCAAUGAGAGAAGGUGGGAAGGAAGCAUCUUAUCAAAGGAAGAGGUUGAUGCCAUGCAGAAAAGCAGGCGAGAGGCUGCGCUAAAGCGAGAGAGAGCAGUAGAAUAUGCAUCAGGCCAUCAGGAGAGGCUAAAUGCAAGAAGGCCAACAACUCCAUCAUCUAAAGAACUAGACUUUGGAGAUCUGAACCAUAGAUGGAGCUGGCUAGAGCAAUGGGUUGGCUCACAGUCAUUGGAAAAGGACAUUCCUGAGGUUGAUCCAAGUCCAGAUGAAAAACUCGAUCAUCAGGAGCUUGGCAUUCUAGAUUCACCAAUCUGUUUAGAUUCUGACAACAAAGAUAAGGCAGAAGAAACACAGCUCAGAUACUUAGCCAGGAGAUCAUUUAGCAGGUCGGGACGAGCUUCUACGAGAAACGAUGAUUCCUUCUCGAUCUCCCCUUCAUUUCCAAACUACAUGGCAUCAACAGCAUCAGCUAAGGCAAGGUUUAGAUCAUUGAGCACACCGAAACAGAGGAUAGGAAUGACUGACAUUUGUUUUGAUCUGUGUUCCCCCCAUAGGAAUAGAACACUCUCACCUUUCCCUUCCAUCAUCAGUGAUGCAAGCCUCAGCAAGACCAGCAGACCUUCAGUGUUUAAUCAGAGAUCACCACGCUUGAAAGGUCAUACAGUUCCUGUCAAAAUUCAGAAGUCCUCUAAAUACCUUAGCUUCGACUCUGGAUGCUCAUUGCUGAAUUGGGAUCGACGUGAUGCCUUUAGGUGAAACUUCAUGUGAGAGUGCCGCAAAUAACAAGUUUUCAGUUUGUUUUCUUUGGUACAUUUUAUUAUCGUUGUGGAUCAGAAUUCUCUCCUGAAAGUUUCUUGAAAGUUUUGCAUGGGUGUGGUUUGGGAUUGCAGCUACAUAGACUGCAACUAAGGUUUGCAUCUAAUGCACAAAGCAGUGGAUAAUGUGGACAAAGUGAACUGGAAUAAGAAAGCCUUGAAUUCGAAUUGUUUAACUAUGUUACUGGAUACUCAUUCCUUUACCCUUCUGUGAAAAACAAAAUUGUUUUGUUUUCAGCCAAAAUCACCAAUUGGGUGUAUGGUUUUGGAAGGUAUUUUACCUUAUCUAUUCCCUGUACAAACAAGCAUGCUAUUGAAUAUCUAGUAUUGGGGUAUCA
Elaeis guineensis (African oil palm) is the source of this 2094-nucleotide messenger RNA. Its product is annotated as protein IQ-DOMAIN 3. The record is from RefSeq and is a predicted model, not a curated record. Gene Ontology annotation, molecular function: protein binding. Lineage: Eukaryota; Viridiplantae; Streptophyta; Magnoliopsida; Arecales; Arecaceae.